AUGCAGUACACACGACCUGUCGGUUAUGAGAUGGACACGGACGAGCCGCUCGCAAAACGUUUCAAGCAAGAUGGAAGCGAUUCGCAGUCCGAGCAGAAUUUGAGCUUUGCAAUUUCUACUCAACAAACGGAUGACAAGAAAGGAAAAAAUAUUAGGGAUGCAACAUCCCAUCGCAUCACUGAAAAACGGCGACGAGAUCGAAUGAACAACUGCUUGGCCGAUCUGAACAAACUGAUGCCGAGUCACUAUUCGAAACAGAGCCAAGGACGUAUUGAAAAAACUGAAAUCAUUGAAAUGGCAAUAAAGUUAAUCAAGAGUCUUCAAACAGAUGUUGAGAAAAAUGAAUUUGAGAAAGGUCAAGACCCUAUGUGUCUGACUCCCCUGGGUGAGAAUGCCAAACCGUGUUGCAUCUCCAAGUUCUACAUGGGCUUCAAGGAGUGCCAGGACGAGGUCAUGCGCUUCCUUGUCGAGAACGAGGACAACAACAUGUCGGACCAAGUCUGUGUCUGCAUGAUGGAGUAUCUCGGCAAAGCCGCCAAGAAGUUCCUACCUACUGGGAGAAGGAUAAAGGAAGAUGUUGAUUACAACGGCACUUUGUCAUACCCAACUAGAAUGACUAGCCGUGGCUCUUCCGAUUCGUUAUCGCCAUCAUCUGCAGAUGGGAACAUUUCAAACGACAACUAUAUAAACUCCGACAGUGGCUUUACAAACAUGGAUUCGGCGUUUUCGUCCAUGAGCCUCCCUUUGAGAAAGUGCCAAACAGAAAGCGUGCAGUUGACCUCUAGCACAGCACAGGAGUUUUACGCAAAUUACAAAAUAUCCAAUUCAUCUAGCUGCUCUGGACAAGGCACCUACAAGUUCAAAUACAACAUCACUCAGCGUUUCGCACAACAAGCGCAGAAGGUCCAGCAAAGUGACACAUCCUCGAGCAGUUCCCACGAGGAGCAUAAUCUGCAGACGGCGAGACAAAGAAUACUGAAAAAAAUGCUGUUCAGCUACAGUCAUGGAUCGACGGCUUAUCCCAGUUCCAGCGAUGGCAGCUAUAAUCAAAGCGCCCUGCACAGCAGCGUCAAAUCAGCUGGAGGUCAAGCACAACCAGCGUCUGAUUCCAACAUCAACUUGUAUCUUCCUGGAUUUGUUCUUCACCCAUCUGGCAGUCACUACUUUCCCAUCUCCAUAGAUCCAGCAAGGGUUCCACAGUCGUACUUAUCCAGCAUUGAAGGUUCUUCUCUUGUUUUCCAUCCAAUCAGUAUACCAGUCCGUUUCUGCGGCCCAUGCAUUCCGGUAGGAGCAAACAUUCAGAAUCCUCAAUAG
This is a messenger RNA of Gigantopelta aegis, 1314 nucleotides long. RefSeq lists its product as uncharacterized. The transcript is spliced from 6 exons. Bases 1 to 1314 code for a protein of 437 amino acids. NCBI's taxonomy places the organism in Eukaryota, Metazoa, Mollusca, Gastropoda, Neomphalida, Peltospiridae. Gene Ontology annotation, cellular component: nucleus. The record is from RefSeq and is a predicted model, not a curated record. Gene Ontology annotation, molecular function: protein dimerization activity; DNA-binding transcription factor activity, RNA polymerase II-specific; RNA polymerase II cis-regulatory region sequence-specific DNA binding. Gene Ontology annotation, biological process: regulation of transcription by RNA polymerase II; regulation of neurogenesis; anterior/posterior pattern specification.